This is a messenger RNA of Pan troglodytes (chimpanzee), 2530 nucleotides long. RefSeq names its product tripartite motif family like 2 (gene TRIML2). The record is from RefSeq and is a predicted model, not a curated record. The coding region runs from base 1104 to 2417 and encodes 437 amino acids. The transcript is spliced from 8 exons. NCBI's taxonomy places the organism in Eukaryota, Metazoa, Chordata, Mammalia, Primates, Hominidae. Gene Ontology annotation, molecular function: zinc ion binding; protein binding.
ACUUCGCCCUGGUCCAGGGUGGCCUCGCCCUGCAGGGGCGCGCCUGCCAGGAGCACGAUAGAUCUUCCGGGGCGAGGCCCUCCAGUGGCGCUGCCUGAGCCGCGACGUGGGGGACCGUCUCCUGGCCGGUCACCUGGAGGGCGUGUAGCUCCGGGGCGCGGACCAAGAACUGCAUGUUGGUGACUGAACCGCGGUUCCGGCUGCCGCCACCGCGAAGAUGGAGUCAAAGAGGAAGGAGCGAGGGCGCUCACGGCCAGACCGCGGGCAGCGCGUCACGUCACUCCUGAAAUUUUAUUUCGGAAACAAUUAUUGAGAAGAGUGGCUUUGGCUUCACUGUUUUGCAAAUCUCUUUAAUUGAUGGCUUCUUAGAAGAGCCGUUUUCGGCCGGGCGCGGUGGCUCACGCCUGGAAUCCCAGCACUUUGGGAGGCCGAGGCGGGCGAAUCACGAGGUCAGGAGAUUGAGACCACCCUGGCUAACACGGUGAAACCCCGUCUCUACUAAAAAUACAAAAAAUUAGCUGGGCCUGGUGGCGGGCGCCUGUAGUCCCAGCUACUCUGGAGGCUGAGGCAGGAGAAUGGCGGGAACCCGGGAGGCGGAGCUUGCAGUGAGCCGAGAUCGGGCCACCGCACUCCAGCCUGGGUGACAGAGCGAGACUCCGUCUCAAAAAAAAAAAGAGGAGCUGUUUUCCCUUAUUUGCUUCCCCAUUCCUUCUGUUGCGUGUGUUUUGAGCCGCCAGUGGUGGCUCGCGCCUGCAGUCCCAGCUACUCCGGAAGCUGAGGUGGGAGGAUCGCUGGAGCCUGGGAGUUCCAGAGGCUGCAGUGAGCCGUGGUCACGCCACCGUACUCUAGACUGGGCAACAGAGCAAGACCCUGUCUCUCAAAGGGAAACUGCCAGAAAUUCGUUGGAUUUGAGGAGUCCAGAGCGCCGACCCGCUCUGUCUGCGUGGACUUAUUUCCUUGGAUCUUCGUGGACCCUGAAGUUGCCAAGUGUAUGUGCCUGCUCCAGAAAACAAAGGAAGCCACCAUUUUUUCUCAUUCACAGCGCAGGGAGAUACCUCAGUAGAAGCAUACAGUCCAGUCUUCAACUAGGGACCCCUACCAGGAUGUCCAAAAGGCUCAGCCCUCAGUUACAGCACAACAUCACAGAAGAUACCUAUUGUGAAACACACCUGGAACCAACACGGCUGUUCUGUGAUGUUGACCAAAUCACACUCUGCAGCAAAUGCUUCCAGUCCCAGGAGCACAAACAUCACAUGGUGUGUGGGAUACAAGAGGCUGCUGAGAAUUACAGGAAGUUAUUCCAGGAAAUAUUGAACACAUCGAGGGAGAAACUUGAAGCAGCUAAAAGCAUAUUGACUGAAGAGCAAGAAAGAAUGGCGAUGAUUCAGGAAGAGGAACAAAAUUUUAAAAAGAUGAUUGAGUCUGAGUAUAGUAUGAGACUCCGGUUGUUGAAUGAAGAGUGUGAGCAGAAUCUCCAGAGACAGCAGGAAUGCGUAUCUGACUUGAACUUGAGAGAAACCCUUCUGAAUCAAGUGAUCAAGCUUGCCACGGAGCUAGAGGAGAUGUUCCAGGAAAUGCUACAGAGACUGGGCCGUGUCGGGAGAGAGAACAUGGAGAAACUGAAGGAGAGUGAAGCCAGGGCUUCUGAACAGGUCCGCAGCCUCCUAAAGCUCAUCGUGGAGCUUGAGAAAAAGUGUGGGGAAGGCACCUUGGCAUUGCUCAAGAAUGCAAAAUACUCUUUAGAAAGGAGCAAGUCACUGCUGCUUGAGCAUCUGGAGCCUGCUCAUAUCACAGACCUGAGUUUAUGCCACAUAAGAGGACUCAGCAGCAUGUUCAGAGUACUCCAGAGACAUUUAACAUUGGAUCCUGAAACAGCUCAUCCCUGCCUGGCACUAUCUGAGGACCUGAGAACUAUGAGAUUGAGACAUGGGCAGCAGGAUGGGGCUGGCAACCCAGAAAGAUUGGAUUUCAGUGCCAUGGUGCUGGCUGCGGAGAGCUUCACCUCAGGGAGGCACUACUGGGAGGUGGACGUGGGAAAGGCAACCAGGUGGCAAGUGGGCAUAUACCACAGCUCUGCAGACACGAAGGGCAGCACGGCCAGAGCUUCCGGAGAGAAAGUCUUGCUCACGGGGUCGGUGAUGGGGACCGAGUGGACCCUCUGGGUCUUCCCCCCUCUGAAAAGGCUCUUCCUGGAAAAGAAGUUGGACACAGUUGGGGUUUUCCUUGACUGCGAACACGGGCAGAUAUCAUUCUACAAUGUGACCGAGACGUCCCUCAUUUACAAUUUCUCCCAUUGCGCCUUCCAAGGAGCUCUCAGGCCUGUGUUCUCCCUCUGUAUCCCAAAUGGAGACACAAGUCCAGACUCCCUCACCAUCUUACAACAUGGUCCUUCUUGCGAUGCUACUGUCAGCCCUUAGUCUUCUGUGUGUAAAAUCCAAGACCACGAGACACCAGAAAGUUGGAGAACAAGACUUUGAAAGAAUUUGUGUAAACUAACCCAAUAAAAAGCGUUCCAGGAGUUGGAGCCCGA